AUGAAUCGGUCUCUCAGAAAAGCAACGAGAGGACGUUUGUUCUUCCUGCUGCGGUGUACGAGUGAACCUCCAAUCCGUGGGCGGGGUCGCUCUGUGUGCCGUAUUUCUUUGAAUUCCAUGAGUUUUUACAUGGCCAUCCACACGCACAUGCACGCAGUCUCCCUGUUUGCCCUCCUGUGGGCGGAAGACCGGGAUGCAAGGGAAAAAUGUGGCCUGUGCCAGCAUGUGACAAAGUCUUUCUUGGGAGGGGUUGCGACUGUGAUGUACGUCCUGGCAGGCAGGAAUGGGAUGGGCGAAGAGCAGAGGGCGAGUAACAGCGAUCGUGUGCGGGGCAAUGCGCAGUGA
This is a messenger RNA of Trypanosoma cruzi, 345 nucleotides long. RefSeq lists its product as uncharacterized. Bases 1 to 345 code for a protein of 114 amino acids. The transcript has a single exon. NCBI's taxonomy places the organism in Eukaryota, Euglenozoa, Kinetoplastea, Trypanosomatida, Trypanosomatidae. The record is from RefSeq and is a predicted model, not a curated record.